AUGGAAUUCGAGAUCAUCCGUGGCAUACAUAACAAAGGACACUUUGCUGUACAAAAGACAGAAGAUCUGUUGAAAAGAGAUUUUCAUAUUUCGAAUGCUACAAAGAAAAUAGAGCACGUUAUAAUGAACUGUGUCGAGUGCAUCCUCUGUAAUAAAAAGCGAGGCAAAGCAGAAGGUCUAUUGAACCCAAUCCCAAAGGACAAUAUUCCGUUAAGCACAUAUCACAUAGAUUUUGUAGGACCCCUGACAUCUACAGAUAAGAGAUACCGACAUAUAUUUACAGUGGUAGAUGCUUUUACAAAAUUUGUCUGGUUUUACCCAGUCAAGACAACAUCAACGGCAGAAGCUGUACAGAAACUAAAAAUCCAACAAGCUGUCUUCGGAAAUCCUUCAAGAAUUAUCUCUGACAAGGGAUCUGCUUUUACUUCAAAGGACUUUGAGGAAUACUGUAAAGAUGAAGGAAUUCAGCACAUACAAAUCACAACAGGCGUUCCAUUAGCCAACAGCCAGAUCGAAAAAAUUCAUGGAACCCUUAUCCCAGUGCUUGCAAAACUGUAA
Stegodyphus dumicola is the source of this 558-nucleotide messenger RNA. RefSeq lists its product as uncharacterized. The record is from RefSeq and is a predicted model, not a curated record. NCBI's taxonomy places the organism in Eukaryota, Metazoa, Arthropoda, Arachnida, Araneae, Eresidae.